CAACAAGACUGCCUUCAGCACACUCUCCGUGGACUGUCCGUGAUCAAUGCAGUUGGAAUUCGGGUCUCCCCAUACACUGCGAUAACGAUGAUCUUGCCAUAUGGAACAUACUCUCGGUGAACACCUUCGCAAUGCCUCACUCGACUCGAGAACCAUCCCUCAACUGUGUCAGCUCCAAAUUCCCCAUGGACACGAGGGGCAAUCGUCGCACUUCGAUGGAGAAGUUUCCGGAUCAUGUUGACCCCCUUGACGGGCAGUCUCCACACCAGUCAAGUCCCAUUGUACCAAGCAAUGGAUUUAUCGGUGGACAGGUUUCGGCGGAUCGAUGGCAGCCCAGGAGAGACAGUGCGUUAAAGGGGUCUGGAUGGGCGAAUGGUCAUACGGGAGGCCAUAGUAGACAGAAGAGUCUGAGUGAUGCGUUCAAGACAAUACGAACAAGGAGGGCAAGCGUCAGUGCCAAUGUGCAUGAAGUUGCGGAUGCGUUAAAGGCGCCAGUCUCGCCCAAGUUAAUUAUACUUUGCAUUAUUUGGUAUCUGUCUAGUGCUCUUACGAACACCUCCUCGAAAGCCAUCCUCAACGCCUUCCCUAAACCCGCAACACUCACUUUGAUCCAAUUCGCAUUCGUUGCCUCCUUGUGCAUAUUCUUUUCAUGGCUGGCAACCAUCUUCCCUAUGUUGCACAAGCAUAUCGCAGCCCUGCGCCACCCUAUACGUUAUCCUACACGGGAAAUUAUAAUGACUACGCUACCUCUGGCGUUUUUCACACUUGGAGGACAUCUCCUCUCCUCCACAGCAACCUCUAAAAUCCCAGUCUCCUUGGUUCACACGAUAAAGGGACUUUCACCACUCUUCACGGUGGUCGCAUACCGAGUUACAUACGACAUUCGCUAUCCAAUAGCCACAUACAUCUCCCUGGUACCCCUCACCCUCGGGGUAAUGCUCGCCUGUUCCGCAGAGUUCAAAGGAAAUCUCUUCGGGAUUCUCUAUGCAUUUCUUGCAACUAUAAUCUUCGUCACUCAAAACAUAUACUCGAAGCGUCUGUUCAAUGAAGCAGCCAUAGCCGAAUCCUCAGGAGCUCAAACGAGAAAACUUGACAAGCUCAACCUUCUGUGUUAUUCGUCCAGCUUAGCAUUCUUAAUCACAGCGCCAAUUUGGUUCUGGUCCGAAGGAAUUGAGAUUCUACAAGAUUUCUUGCGUGAUGGAUCCCUCGACUUGGCAGAAGGUACUCCACACCUUCCAGCUUUUGACCACGGACGGCUUGUCCUCGAAUAUAUCUUCAACGGAACCUUCCACUUCGGACAGAACAUCAUAGCAUUCAUCCUCCUCUCCAUGGUCUCACCAGUUACUUACUCCGUCGCUUCGCUCAUAAAGCGCGUCUUCGUGGUCGUAAUCGCCAUAAUCUGGUUCCAGAACCCCACAACCAAGAUCCAAGCCCUCGGGAUCGCUCUCACAUUCUUCGGCCUAUACUUAUACGACAGGACGAAAGAGAGCAACAAAGCAGAUCGCAAAGCCAAGAUGAUGGACAUCAAAGAAGAGUCCAUCCUCCCCCUCUCCAACAUCCCUGCGAACCGUGCCUCGCCCCCAAGUUUCGAAACCCCAGGGCAGAGUUAUGCAAAUGGGUACGCAAUUAACCUAGAAGCGAAGAAAUCAGAUGAGUCAUCAGGAAGAGAAGGACGAAAAAGAGGCGUGAGCAGUGCGGCCUGGCUGCCUCCUGGAACAAGGCAAGAAGAGACGUGGCGCCCGAGAGAGUUGCACAGCAAUGCUGUGAAUGUAGCUGUAGGUUAGGUCAUCAUUGGGUUAGAUGGGAUUCACAUAUAGAUGGGCUUGUACAAGAGAGCAUGCUCUGGAUGGCGUUCUGGAUUUGGUGUAUCAUAGAGAAUUGAGAGACUUCUUGAUGCUGUCUCCCCAUCUCCGCUAGGAGUGUUGGGCUUCUUAGAUCCUGAAUACUGCUCUCUCCAUAUCGUAACGAAUUUGACUUGAGGAUAGCUUUCAAGUGAACGCUCG
Hyaloscypha bicolor E is the source of this 2003-nucleotide messenger RNA. RefSeq names its product TPT-domain-containing protein. Bases 132 to 1784 code for a protein of 550 amino acids. The record is from RefSeq and is a predicted model, not a curated record. Gene Ontology annotation, biological process: phosphoenolpyruvate transmembrane import into Golgi lumen. Gene Ontology annotation, cellular component: endoplasmic reticulum; Golgi apparatus. The transcript is spliced from 2 exons. Gene Ontology annotation, molecular function: phosphoenolpyruvate transmembrane transporter activity; antiporter activity. Lineage: Eukaryota; Fungi; Ascomycota; Leotiomycetes; Helotiales; Hyaloscyphaceae.